Molecule: messenger RNA, 1605 nt
Organism: Saccharomyces eubayanus
Lineage: Eukaryota; Fungi; Ascomycota; Saccharomycetes; Saccharomycetales; Saccharomycetaceae
Gene: MSE1
Product: glutamate--tRNA ligase MSE1
Exons: 1
Coding region: 1-1605 (534 amino acids)
Biological process (GO): glutamyl-tRNA aminoacylation
Molecular function (GO): ATP binding; glutamate-tRNA ligase activity; zinc ion binding
Source: RefSeq, a predicted model, not a curated record
AUGAUCCUGCUGAGAAUACCGACACGGUUUUAUUGUUCAUCGCUGAAGCUCACAAAGGGCUUGUCCCCAUUGAAGAAAUCCCUAUUAUCCAAGAAAAGAAAGGAAGAUGUCCAUCCAUCUACACCUGUAAGAACUAGGUUUGCGCCUUCUCCGACUGGUUUUUUACAUUUAGGGUCACUUAGAACAGCUCUUUAUAAUUAUUUGCUGGCGAGAAAUACUAAUGGACAGUUUCUACUUCGUUUGGAAGAUACAGACCAAAAAAGAUUAGUACCUGGUGCGGAAGAGAACAUUUACGAGGUUUUGAAAUGGUGCAAAAUAGAUUGGGAUGAAACUCCUGUAAAGCAGAGCGAGAGAAAAUUGAUCUAUGAUAAAUACGUGAAAAUACUAUUAUCUUCUGGGAUGGCAUAUAGAUGUUUUUGUUCGAAAGAACGACUGAACGAUUUAAGGCGCUCAGCAAUGGAAUUGAAACCACCUUCUAUGGCAAGUUAUGACCGGUGUUGCGCACACUUGACAAAAGAGGAAAUAGAAUCUAAGCUAGUGCAAGAUACGCCCUUCACUGUGAGGUUGAAAUCGCCAGAACAGUAUCCGACAUUUGCUGACGUUUUACACGGUGAAAUUAAUCUUCAACCCCAAGUUAACUAUAACGAUAGAAGAUACGACGACCUCAUCCUUGUCAAGUCUGAUAAAUUGCCAACUUAUCAUCUCGCAAAUGUUGUAGAUGAUCACUUGAUGGGGAUAACACACGUAAUAAGAGGUGAAGAAUGGCUCCCUUCUACCCCAAAACACAUCGCCUUGUACAACGCAUUUGGUUGGGAUUAUCCAAAGUUCAUCCAUAUCCCCCUCUUGACAACUGUUGGUGACAAGAAAUUGAGUAAAAGAAAGGGCGACAUGUCCAUAUCAAGUCUAAAGAAUGAGGGAGUCUUACCGGAAGCUUUAAUCAAUUUUUGUGCAUUAUUUGGCUGGUCUCCUCCAAGAAAUUUAGCCUCGAAGAAGCACGAGUGCUUUUCGAUGGAUGAUUUGGAAAAACUAUUUAAUUUGAACGGUUUGACAAAGGGGAACGCCAAAGUUGAUGACAAAAAACUGUGGUUCUUCAACAAGCAUUUUUUGCAGGAAAGAUUCACAGACCCUGUGAAGUUGAAAGAACUCGUCGAUGGGAUCAUGCCUUCGUUAGAGUCCAGAUAUAAUGCAUCUACGUUAAAUCGCGAGAAAGUGUCAAAAAUUCUACUAAAUUGCGGUAGUUGCUUAACUAGGAUCAACGACUUUUGUGACGAGUUUUGUUAUUUUUUUGAGAAGCCUAGAUACAACGAUAAUGACGGUGUUACAAAAUUCCUCAGCAAGAAUGAAACUCACCAUGUUGUUGAAUUAUUAGAGAAGUUUGGACAGUUUAAAGAAGGCGCCAAUGCGCAAGACGUGGAAUCUAUGAUCGACACGAUGUGCCGUGAACACGGCUUCUCUAAAAACGUCAUAUAUCAAACGAUACGAUUUGCUCUUGCAGGAUGCCAUUCCGGCGCCAAAUUAGCAGUCAUGAUUGAUAUUCUGAGUGUUAAAGAAAGUAACCAAAGACUAGCUGAAGGUUUGGAGUUCUUACAAAGCAGGAAGCGGUAG